Messenger RNA from Nicotiana attenuata, 849 nucleotides. RefSeq lists its product as uncharacterized. The record is from RefSeq and is a predicted model, not a curated record. Bases 1 to 849 code for a protein of 282 amino acids. The transcript has 2 exons. Lineage: Eukaryota; Viridiplantae; Streptophyta; Magnoliopsida; Solanales; Solanaceae.
AUGCAUAAUGCAGCUGCCAAUGUCAAUAACAAGAUUUGGGUUUUUUGGGAUCAGGAAUCCAGUGGUACUGUGCUAGACCAUGAUGAACAACAAAUGACCAUUGAACUCAAACAUGUGGAAGCUAAUGAUCCCUUUCAAGUCACUAUUAUCCAUGCUAAGUGUAAGCCUUCUAUGAGAAUUCCUAUAUGGAAAACUUUGAGAUUGAAAUCCACCAGUUGUUCUGUUCCUUGGUGUGUCAUUGGUGAAUUUAAUGUUAUAGCCUCAUUUGAAGAGAAGUUUGGUGGGCUCCCAUAUCAAAUGAAGAGGAGCAUUGACUUUCUCGGCAUGAUUGAAGAUUGUGGGCUUGUUGACCUUGGUUUCUAUGGUCCAAGAUACACAUGGUCAAAUGUUAGAGGCCCCUAUUUAAUAGUUUGGAAAAGACUGGAUAGAGGUAUGGUUAAUGACAAUUGGCUAAGAACCUUUCCUGCCACCACCAUUACCCAUCUAGCAGCUGCUGGUUCUGACCACUCUCUACUCCUUGUGGAACUUCAUGUCUGGUCCACACAUAUUGCUAGCAGUGCUAUGUGGAUUUUCCACCAGAAAUUGAAAACUACCUUUAGGGCAUUGAGUUUCCGGUCAAGAGAACAAUAUGGUGGCAUUUUUCAACUACCUAAGGAGUUUGAACAAAAGGUUAAGGAAGUUGAAGAGAAAUGGUUAGUAACCAAUGAUCCUUCUGAUAGAGCUGCUCUUCAUGACAUUCAAGCUCAAUAUACUAAAUAUCUGAAGACUGAAGAAGCAGUUCUACGGCAGAAAACACAGCUUCACGGGUUCAAAGAUGGAGAUGGCAACUCCAGAUACUUCAUAGCUUAA